This is a messenger RNA of Debaryomyces tyrocola, 3147 nucleotides long. The record is from the annotation of a GenBank genome assembly. NCBI's taxonomy places the organism in Eukaryota, Fungi, Ascomycota, Pichiomycetes, Serinales, Debaryomycetaceae.
AUGAGUCAACAUCAAGCUCUUGAUACUUCGCUUUGGAAUAAAUUUAUCUAUGGUAAACCAAGAAUGCCAAACCUAGAGGAAGAUAUAGAGAAAGGGGCUUCAGAAGGAUUUUAUGAUGAGAAGCAAGGAUAUUCCGAUGAUGGGAAAGUCAAUAAUGAAUAUUCAGAACCAAUCAUAGUAAAAGCCAGAAAGAGAAAGGGAAUUGUAGGACAUGGGAUGAUUUUAAUUGGAUUAGUCUUGACAAUCUUCUUGUUGAGAGAUCAGAUUUGUCUUCCUAAGGUAUUUAAAUUCCAUCCUUGCCAUGGUGCAAUUGGUAGAAAAAGUCCUAAUAUGGCCAGUUAUGUUGAUGAAAGUUUCGGUAUUUCGAACACAGAACACGCCAAUGGAACAGUUCCUACUAGACAGGUAAUUGAGGUUAGCAAUCCAAACGUACCUCGCCAUUCUUAUGGUGAACUGGUGCAUUCAGCCAGUUUGGUCAAACAUACAUUUGGCGAUUCAUGGGGUACCCCUGUCGCUACUAAUUACACGCCUCCUUCCGGAGUUGAGUUCAACAGAGUUGUUUUGACGUUGAAUACUUCUGUUGAAGGCGUUCAGUACGACAGGUUGGCCAACAUAUUUGUCGAUGGAGCUGAAAUUUGGAGAACGUCUACUGCGGAACCAGGUGGAAGGGCUGUCUUUUCCACUUUCAAGAAGGACGUUUCCUCUUACUUAAAGCUUUUCACAAAAGAGUCGAAGAUUUUAUUUCAAUUGGACAAUAUCUUAUCUGGAAGACUUUCCGGUGAAUUUGAGGUUGAGUUAUUCGUUGAUUUCUACAACGUUGAAGAACAUCACCAUGAAGUAGAUGCAUUUUUAAAUGAAGAGGAUAAAAACCUGAACGAGUCCAUUUUUUCAGUUGCUAAGCCAGCGUCGCAAAUACAUGCACUUACGAAUAGUAAAGAUACAGAAACAUCGCCAAUCUCAUACUUGCCUUCUGAUAAACUUAUUGUUAACUUGCCAUCUGUUCCAGUAAAUACUACUCGUUUGAAAUUAUCUAUUUUCACAUCUGGUAGUGCUGCUGAGGAAUUUUGGUACGCUAAUGUCUUGGACAAAUAUGUACGUAAAUUUGAAAAGAAUGGUAGAGCUUUGCAAGGUCAUGGGCCUGUCAGAAUUGUAAAUGUUUACUUCAAUGGCGAAAAGAUUGCAACCCAGUCUCCGCAACCCAUCAUUUUCUCUGGUGGUGUUUCUCCAGCAUUGUGGUCGCCAGUUAUGCCGCACGACUCGUUUGAUUUGCCAAGCAUUGAUUUGGAUUUGUCAGGUUUAUUACCAUAUCUUUGGGAGAACCAGUCGAUAGAGGAUAAGAAUAUAGAAAUUGAGAUAGCAAAUGGAUUAGACGAAACUGCUAAACCAAAUACUCCUCGUUCUAAUAUUGGCGAUAACUGGAUUACCACGGCUAAUUUGUUGACCUAUGAAAAUAAAGACGUUGCUGAUGUAUCUGGUGAUAUUAUCAAGAUCGAUCAUAGCCAAAGUGCAAGAGUCAUUGAUUUCGCUCCACCUUUCACCGGUUCAAUUCAACAAACAAUUUCUGCAUCAUUUGAUGCUGAAUUAACAAGUAAUUUAAAUUUUGUAUUAAAGGAUGGUUCUACUCUUAAUACUACUGUUAGUUCAAUUUCUGAAGCUAAAAUAUCCAAUGUUCAAAGCUAUAGGCAUUUUGGUGACAACCAAAAGGUUGUACAUCUUGGUUCAUCAUCUAAGACUUUCACUAUUCAGAAUGUUAAUCCUUCAGAUCAAAAAGUUGAUGAUUCCAAUAUUAUUCACAAUUAUAAGUCUCAGUUAAGUUAUCCUUUGACUAUAUCGCUUGAUGAAAGUGAUCAAUCAGAAGCAAACAGCCUUGAUCUUGAGUAUGACGCUAAAAUUGCCCAUGCUAAAGAGGCUAUUGUUAAUGUAGAUGGAAAGAAUGUCAUGAGUACAGCAACCUCUCAAAAUGGUAAGUCAAGAUAUGUUUUGUCCCAUGAAGGCAAUCAUGGAUUUGGUGAUUUAGAAACUAAAUAUAAGUUGAAUGUGGUUUCACCGACAGGGGCUUAUAAUUAUAAGAGAAAAGUAACUGCUGUAAAUGGCACUAUUAUUUCUGACAAAAAUAAGUCAGGCAAUGAAGAACAUAGUGAUCUGCAUUCUUAUCGGUUACUUUAUAAAAUUCCGCCUAAAAGACUUCACAGGCUAAUGAAAUUGAAGAAGAUAGGUGAUGAAUACGAUAAUGUGGUUGACGUUUUGUCAGACAUUUAUGCUUUCAAAUCCACUGAUAUCUUCAUCUGUAAACAAUUACGUGAUACAUUGAAUGCAAUGAGAAUCCUUGACCUUCACCGUGAAUUUAUCAUUGUAGAUGAAAGUGGGAAUGUCAUUAAAAUUGGCAAAGAUAGGCAUCAUCAAGGCAAGAUGAAGCACCAAGGAGGUAAAAAUAAGCAUCAUGGCAUGGACAGACAUAAGGUGUAUGGUAUGAAGCACCAUGGUGGAAAGCAUCAUGACAAUUAUGACAAUGAUGACCAAGACAAACCAUCGAAAGUCUACGGUAUGAAGCACCAGGGUGAUGAUCAUAGACCAAGACCUCAUGGUGGAAAACAUCAUGACGAUAGUGAUGAUGACGAGGAAAAGCCAUCGAAGAUCUACGGUAUGAAGCAUUAUGGUGAUGAUAAUAAACCAAGACCUCAUGGUGGAAAGCAUCAUGAUGAUAGUGAUGACGAAGAUAGUGAUGACGAAGACAAGCCAUCGAAAGUCUACGGUAUGAAGUAUCAUGGUGAUGAUAAUAAACCAAGACCUCAUGGUGGAAAACAUCAUGAUGAUAGUGAUGACGAAGAUAGUGAUGGCGAAGAUAGUGAUGACGAAGACAAGCCAUCGAAAGCCUACGGUAUGAAGUAUCAUGGUGAUGAUAAUAGACCAAGACCUCAUGGUGGAAAGCAUCAUGAUGAUAGUGAUGACGAAGAUAGUGAUGGCGAAAAUAGUGAUGAAGAAGACAAGCCAUCGAAAGUCUACGGCAUGAAAUAUCAUGGUGAUGAUAAUAGACCAAGACCUCAUGGUGGAAAACAUCAUGAUGAUAUUGGUAUUCCUCCUCAAGGUCCUCUUCCGCCUCCAGUUUCACCUCCUCGGGGUCCUCCUCCUUCGAGUCCCAUUUCCUAA